Molecule: messenger RNA, 5402 nt
Organism: Loxodonta africana (African savanna elephant)
Lineage: Eukaryota; Metazoa; Chordata; Mammalia; Proboscidea; Elephantidae
Gene: DENND1A
Product: DENN domain containing 1A
Exons: 26
Coding region: 307-3624 (1105 amino acids)
Biological process (GO): endocytic recycling; endocytosis
Cellular component (GO): clathrin-coated vesicle; cytosol
Molecular function (GO): phosphatidylinositol phosphate binding; guanyl-nucleotide exchange factor activity
Source: RefSeq, a predicted model, not a curated record
UACAGUAGCCCCGGGAGGCGGCAGCGGCGGCGUCGGCGGCGAGGGAGCGAACCUCAGCGGGCGGGCCCCAGCCUGAGGGAAGGGAGGAAGGGGCGGGGAGAGCGCCAGAGGGAGGCCGAUCGGCCGCGGGCGGGCGGGCAGCGCAGCGCCGAGCGGGGCCCGCGGGCCCAUGAGGAGGCCCGGGGACCAUGGGCUCCAGGAUCAAACAGGAGAUGCCAACACAGUCUCAAGUGUCCACCUGAUGCAAGUAGCUCACUCCUCAUCAACGUCUCUCUCCAACCCAUUGUCCAGUCCCUUCCAUGUCUGAUGAGUUGUCUUCGGGAAUGGUUCCUGUCCUGGGCCAACAGAAGGCAAAAUCCAGAGACCACAUUUGAAGUAUAUGUUGAAGUGGCCUAUCCUGGGACAGGUGGCACUCUUUCAGACCCUGAGGUGCAGAGGCAGUUCCCGGAGGACUACAGUGACCAGGAAGUUCUACAGACUUUGACCAAGUUUUGUUUCCCCUUCUAUGUGGACAGCUUGCAGUUAGCACUGUCAAAUGGAUUUGCCCUGAUUCUGAGUCUCACAAAGCCCCCCAGUCUCACAGUUAGCCAAGUUGGCCAGAACUUCACGUUUGUGCUCACUGACAUUGACAGCAAACAGAGAUUCGGGUUCUGCCGCUUAUCUUCAGGAGCGAAGAGCUGCUUCUGUAUCUUAAGCUAUCUCCCCUGGUUUGAAGUCUUUUAUAAACUACUCAACAUCUUGGCAGAUUACAGGACAAAAGGACAGGAGAGUCAGUGGAAUGAACUUCUUGAAACUCUGCACAAACUUCCCAUCCCUGACCCCGGAGUGUCUGUUCAUCUUAGCGUGCAUUCUUAUUUUACUGUGCCUGAUACCAGAGAACUUCCCAGCAUACCUGAGAAUAGAAACCUGACAGAAUAUUUUGUGGCUGUGGAUGUAAACAACAUGUUGCAUCUGUACGCCAGUAUGCUCUACGAACGCCGGAUACUCAUCAUUUGCAGCAAGCUCAGCACUCUAACUGCCUGCAUCCACGGGUCUGCUGCGAUGCUCUACCCCAUGUACUGGCAGCACGUGUACAUCCCCGUCCUGCCGCCACAUCUGCUGGACUACUGCUGUGCUCCCAUGCCCUACCUCAUAGGAAUCCAUUUAAGUUUAAUGGAGAAAGUCAGAAAUAUGGCCCUGGAUGAUGUCGUGAUCCUGAACGUGGACACCAACACCCUGGAAACCCCCUUUGAUGACCUCCAGAGCCUCCCUAAUGAUGUGAUUUCUUCACUGAAGAGCAGAUUAAAGAAGGUCUCCACAACCACUGGUGAUGGGGUGGCCAGAGCAUUCCUCAAGGCCCAGGCUGCGUUCUUUGGUAGCUACCGAAAUGCUCUUAAAAUUGAGCCGGAGGAGCCAAUCACCUUCUGUGAAGAAGCCUUUGUGUCCCACUACCGCUCAGGAGCCAUGAGGCAGUUCCUGCAGAAUGCCACGCAGCUACAGCUCUUCAAACAGUUUAUUGAUGGUCGAUUAGACCUUCUCAAUUCCGGUGAAGGUUUCAGUGAUGUUUUUGAAGAGGAAAUCAACAUGGGCGAGUAUGCUGGUAGUGAUAAACUGUACCACCAGUGGCUCUCGACAGUCCGGAAAGGAAGUGGAGCUAUUCUGAAUACUGUAAAAACGAAAGCAAACCCAGCCAUGAAGACUGUCUAUAAGUUUGCAAAAGAUCAUGCAAAAAUGGGAAUAAAGGAGGUGAAAAACCGCUUGAAGCAAAAGGACAUCACCGAGAAUGGUUGUGCCCCCACCACAGAAGAACAACUACCAAAGACUGCGCUGUCCCCACGGGUGGAGGCCAAGGACCCCAAGCUCCGAGAAGACCGGAGGCCAAUCACAGUCCACUUCGGACAGCCACAAAGACUCCGUCCCACCCGACCACCACCUCCCAAGAUACAGCGCUCAUCGAGGCCCGUCCGCCCUCCCCGUCCACAUGUCGUUAAGAGACCAAAGAGCAACAUCACCGUGGAAGGCCGGAGGACAUCUGUCCCGAGCCCUGAGCGGUACACAGCCCUUGGUCUCUGCCCAGACAGUCAGCAGCUACAGGCUGGCUUCCUGCGAUGCCUUGAAAAAGUACAUGAAUUCACCUUGGUCCAAGGUUACUGGGGAAUCAGGAAAAUUCCUCCAAGUAUCCUGAAGUCUUUUAGGCCGCAGCCAUAUCGGACACUCAAGGAGUCAGACAGUGCAGAAGGUGAUGAGGCAGAGAGUCCAGAGCAGCAAACGCAGGAACCUGUGGGCCCAGCUCUGCCUGACCGGGCUGCCAGCAUCGACCUUCUGGAAGAUAUCUUCAGCAGCCUGGACAUGGAAGCCCCACUGCAGCCUCUGGGCCAGGCCAAGAGCUUAGAGGACCUUCGGAUGCCUAAAGACCUAGGGGAGCACCCAGGGACCUUUGAUUAUCAGAGGCUGGACCUGGGUGGGAGUGAGAGAAGCCACGGGAUGCUGGUGGCCUUGAAGCUCACCCACCCAUACAACAAGCUCUGGAGCCUGGGCCAGGAUGACAUGGCCAUCCCCAGCAAGCCCCCUGCGGCCUCCCCCGAGAAGCCCUCACCCUUGCUUGGGAACUCCCUAGCUCUACACCGCAGGCCCCAGAACCGGGACAGCGUCCUGAACCCCAGCAACAAGGAGGAUGCCCCCACUCCCCCUCCGGGCAGUAUCACCAUUCCCCGGCCCCAGGGCAGGAAGACCCCAGAGCUGGGGAUUGUGCCGCCACCACCUACCGCCCGCCCAGCCAAGCUGCAGGCCGCCAGCGCCGCACUUGGCGACUUCUCCUCAGAGCGGCUGCAGGCUGACCGGGAAAGGAGAGCUGCCCCCAGCCCAGCCCCAUUCCCAGGGCACCUCCCCAGCACUGCCCCCCACAGCACCCCCGAACUGCUCCAGCCUCUCAGCCUGGCUCCAGGGCCCACCAGUACAGGCAACGAUGCCCUGCUUGCCCUUCUGGACCCACUUCACACAGCCUGGCCAGGCAGCACCCUGCCACCAGGCCCUCCUGCCCCAAAUGUAGCCACCCCAUUAACCCCACAGUUCGGCUUCCCCACCGCAGGGACCCCCACCCCAUUCCCACAGCCAUCACUCAACCCCUUUGUCCCAUCUGUACCAGCUGCGCUGCCCACCGUGCCCCUGGUCUCCACACCCACGGGGCCUUUCGGAGCCCCUCCUGCUUCCCUGGGGCCAGCUUUUGCACCCAGCCUCCUGUUGACAAAUUCUGGCUUCUGUGUGCCACAUAGAUCUCAGCCCAACCUGUCUGCCCUCUCCAUGCCCAACCUCUUUGGCCAGAUGCCCAUGGGUGCCCAUACCAGCCCCCUGCAGCCGCUGGGACCCCCAGCAGUUGCCCCUUCGAUGAUCCGAACGUUGCCCCUGGCCCGCUCAAGUGCCAGGGCUGCUGAGGCCAAGCAGGGGCUGCCCCUGAGGCCUGGAGAUGCCCCACUCCUUCCUCCCAGGCCCGCCCAGGGCCUGGAGCCGGCACUACAGCCCUCUGCUCCUCGGGAGACCAGAGACCCCUUUGAGGAUUUGUUACGGAAAACCAAGCAAGAUGUGAGCCCAGCCCCUGCCCCGGGCUCAGUGGAGCAGCUCAGGAAACAGUGGGAGACAUUCGAGUGAGCCAGGCCUUUGCACCUUUGCCAUGGUGCCCAUGUUAGCCAGCCCUCUGCUUCCCAUGCCUCCCGUUUCUGCCCAGGUUCUGCAGGUGGGAAGGGAGGGGACCCCUUUAUGUCUCCCCUUCUGCCCCUCCACACUGCCUAUCUCUGAGGUCUGGCCAUGGGAAGAUGGCGCCAGCUCUGGCCUGGGAAUUGACCUAGCUUCUGGCCAUCCAUCCCACCUACCACCUCCCCUCCUCGGCACUCCUGAUUGGGUUUUGCGCUAAAGAGGUCAGCUGGGCCAGUGAUGGCCCCAGAUGGUAUCCUACCCCCCUUCCCUCUGAAACCUCCCACGGGGAACCGAAAGGCUCCUCAAGGCCUCUUCUCCCCCCUCUCCUGUCUCAACUGUGGCCCUGGUCCAGCAGGCCCCACCUGAUGGUCACAGAUGUCAGUGUCACCUUGGUGUGCACUCAUCUGCACUGGAUACAGACAGAUUGCGGGUUUGAAGUAAGGGACACCUCCAGCCCCCACUGAUCUACCUGGUGGGGUAUUUGCAAACCCUCUCUAGCAAUACACACAUUUGUUCUUUCAUGACUCUUCACCCCAAACUUCAGUUUUUGGCAUGGUAGGUAUUUGGGGGCUGAGGAAUCCUUGGGGUCCCUGGUCAUAGCCAAACACAGCCCCAACCAGUUCCGCAUAGGGGCGGGCUGGGAAGCACCAGCAACUCUGAUUUUUAGGAAGAAAAAUAAAAACAUAAUCUAAGUGUGUUAGGAGGCAUCAUCGAGCCACUGUCCAGCUCCCUGGCACUCAGACACCUGUGUGUUCUCCUGGUCUGUGUUACAGUCAGAACUGGGCUCAGCCUUGUGUCACUUGGGACCCCGUGAGCAGAGCUGAGUAGCAAUUCCAGCUGUAAGAUCAGGAUUGAUGCCACUGACUGAUGCCAGGGUCACAGCUGCUGGGGCUCCCUGGGUUGGAAAGGGGCAGUAGCACGGAGCCUCCUCUCCAGGUCCCCGGGGGAGUGGACAGAUGCCUGGAGGCAGGAGGAGGGCCUGAAGCCACCCCUCCCCGCUGCCUCACAGUUCUUGCCAGCACAGAAAUUCCUGAGACCAACGUCACCAAAGUUAAAUUGAAAUGUUUUGUUAUUGUUUCUUUUAUCUUUCUUUUCUUUUUUACUUAUUGAAUUGAUGAAUCUUGAAAUGGACUGAUUUCCACGAACCAAGUUAAAAUAUGGCCCAACCAUUUAAGAAAACAACCCUCUGAGACAUGCAGGAAAUUGUGAGCAUUUUGACCUGAUUUCUCAUUUCCUGUUUGUAGACGGUCAGACACAGUCUACCCAGGGGUGUCUGGUGGGGCCAAGGGGGUCUCUGGAGGCCCCAUCUCCCCAGGGAGCACUGUCAGUGUCUGCGAGGCUGGGGGCCCUCGACAGCUUCACAUGGCUCCGUGAAGACCAAAGGGCUGGCCCUGAGGUUGGCUCUGACCUGGGGUUUGAAGAGCUGCUGGCCCGGCACACAGCCCCUUCCCUAGUCAAUCAUGAUCCCCUUGGGCAAAUUUUCGCUCAAGAGUAUUCCCUGGCUGCCAUUCCACCCACCCAUCCUGGGCAGCCCACCCAGCAGGGCAGAGGCUAAGAGGUGCUGCGUGGUGCCAGGGAGUCGGAGCCGUCUCCCUGGCUGAGCUAGGGGCCUUGUGGCCCGCACCCGAUGUUCCCACAAGCACUGUUAUCUCUUCACUUGCUGGAUUGAUUUUGCAAACCCAAGAAUGAAUUUUGUGUGUGCAUUCAAUAAAAUCUUGGGGAGAAGGCUGCUA